AACCAAAAAUCAGAAAAAAAACAUAAACAAAAUUAAUUCCUUAAUAAAAAAAGAAAAAAAAAAAAAAGAAAGAAACGAGUUGAAUCAUUGAGUGUAUUUGAUCCAAGAAAAAGAUAAAUUAUUUAUUUGGUUUCGAUGUAGUCCCGCAAAAACCAAAAAAAAAAAAAAAAGGGGGAAAGGAAAACGCAAAAGUUACAAUCAGUUUUUAUAUAUUUUUUCGUUUAGAAUUUGUUGAUUUUGGAGGCAAUCAAAUUGGAUGAAUUGCUGCAGAUGAUGAUUUGUUGUUGCUCUCAGAAUCUGAGAGAUGCGUUUCAAGCUUGUCUUCGUGAUUAUGAUAAGCUUCUUUAUGUUGCCGUCAUCCUCAUUUACAUCCAAAUUGGGUGUGCCUUAACCGGAUCCCUCGGCGCAUUGUACAACGGUGUGUUAUUGGCCAAUUUGGGCAUCGCCUUGUUUGCUUUGGUUGCCAUCGAGAGUGGUAGUCAAAGCUUGGGCCGAGCUUAUGCCGUUUUACUCUUUUGCGCCAUUUUGCUUGACAUUUCAUGGUUUAUCCUCUUUUCCCAUGAUAUUUGGAACAUGUCGAAAGAGACCGACGGCGGCGAAGAAGGGGAGAGCCGUGGAAUGUUGUUUAUUUUCUCGGUCAGGUUAACACUUGCAAUGGAGAUGGUGGGGCUUUUCGUGAGAUUAUGGUCGUCUCUUUUAUGGAUUCAAAUAUAUAGACUUGGGGUUUCAAAUGUAGGCAAUCCUUCUGAUCUAAGAGACCCUGAUUUUGAUUUGAAGAAUGGUUUUCUAAGCCCUUCAACCCCUUCCAAUCCCUUACUUAGACAGUGCUCUCAUAAUGAAUCUGAUGAUGCUUUAGGAGGUGCCAUUUAUGAUCCUGCUUAUUACUAUUCUCUCUUUGAAGAUCGUCAGCAAUGUAAUCGAAAUUCUUUUACGGGUCAUAAUAAUGGUGUUGGUGGAAGUGGAUCUGCUUCAGGUGCCGAAACUUCUCUGCUAAAGCCAUCACCUGUUAGGACUCAUCUGGGUAUUGAUGAGGAGAAUGGUACAAAGUUGCCUCAAACUGUUUGAAUCCGGGCAUUAUAUCUGUGAAAAGCUGAGCUUAUCACCAUCACUCACAUGAACAAGUUGUUUCGAGGCAUCUUAAAUUUUUUCGGCAGGGCAGGAAUGGGAUUUGUACAGGUUCCUACUUUGUCAUUCUUUUCGCAGGAUAUAGCUGAAGGUCUUUCGAGUUAGAAAAAAGAAGGCGAAUGGUGUGUUUAAAUCCUGUAAGAAAUAGAGUUAAAAAAGGGGGGUUUUUUUUUUUUUUUUUUGAGAAAUGUAGUGAAUUUGUCAUGUUAUAGAUAGGUUGGUUUCUUAGCACAAAAAGGUAUAGAGUUGUUUGUAGGAUUGUGAUGUCUUUUGAACUUGCUUCUUCUUCUUCUUUCUUUCUUCUUUCUUUCUUCUCUCUCUCUCUCUUCUUCUUCCCCCACCCCACCCCCCCCUUUUUUUUUUUUUGUUUUUUGUUUUGCAUAUUUGGCUUUUGUUGCCUGCUCUGCUGCUGCUUUAGGCAAAUUUUGUUAAACAUUCUUGAAGAGCCCAGAUUUAGGGUAUUAUAUAAUAGUUGGUUCAUAUUCUUUACAAACCAAAAA
Molecule: messenger RNA, 1625 nt
Organism: Gossypium raimondii (Peruvian cotton)
Lineage: Eukaryota; Viridiplantae; Streptophyta; Magnoliopsida; Malvales; Malvaceae
Exons: 4
Coding region: 271-1065 (264 amino acids)
Biological process (GO): defense response
Source: RefSeq, a predicted model, not a curated record